This is a messenger RNA of Adineta steineri, 668 nucleotides long. The record is from the annotation of a GenBank genome assembly. Lineage: Eukaryota; Metazoa; Rotifera; Eurotatoria; Adinetida; Adinetidae.
AUUAUGGCUAUGCAGAUAUGGAUGAAUAUAUCGAUGAUCAUACUGGUUAUUAUUCAAGAAAGCUUUAUGAACAAAUUUUUGCAAAUGUGACAUUAACAGAUCAGAAUGUGCUUGAAAUCAAUUGUGGUAGAGGUGCUGGUGCUGCAUGGUGUGUUCAUACUCAUGCAUCUCACUCUUAUAUUGGAACAGAUCCUUCCCAAGAUGUCAUUAAUUUAUGUCAACGACUUUAUUCGACAACUCCUCGACUUUUCUUCGUAGUAGCUGACGCAACAAAACAUUUAUCAUUUGAAAAUGAGUCAAUUGAUAUUAUUCUUUGUAUUGAAGCAACACAUACUUUUGGAGAACCAAUAGCAAUCACACAGUUUGCUAGUGAAGUCACUCGUGUACUUCGUCCAAAUGGAUAUCUUCUAUGGUGUGAUUUUUGUUACAUGAAUGGAUCAGGUACAUCAGUUUAUGAUCUAAUAGCAAAUAAUGAAUUAAUUAUUGAAGAAAAGAUUAAUAUUACAAGGAAUGUUCUUCAUGCACUUGACAUUCAAAAUAAAUCUCGUACUGAUUUCAUUCAACGUUAUAUUCAACCUGAAGAACAAGAACAUUUUCGUCGGUUUGCUGGAUUACCUGGUACUCAAAUUUAUGAAGACAUGAGCCAAGAACGUUCACAAUAUUGGUGA